Molecule: messenger RNA, 2247 nt
Organism: Wasmannia auropunctata (little fire ant)
Lineage: Eukaryota; Metazoa; Arthropoda; Insecta; Hymenoptera; Formicidae
Product: glucosylceramidase-like
Exons: 10
Coding region: 513-2060 (515 amino acids)
Biological process (GO): glucosylceramide catabolic process
Molecular function (GO): glucosylceramidase activity
Source: RefSeq, a predicted model, not a curated record
AUCGUAGCUACUUAUCGGGCUGUCCGCCUGCCGGAACGAGCGUGUUCAGCGUGCCGUUACAAAAGGCGAGACGUAUAGCAUUCAGCCGCGGGAAGCAAUUUCAAGGGGAUUCAGUAGGGCAUUCGCGCACGCCGCCGCCGCCGCGCUGACGAGAAAACGAAUCACCUACGACGAUAUUAUGCGAUCGGCCUUUUCGACUUAUCUGAAGAAGCGCUCCUCAGGCCGCAUCAUCUGAUACGAAGGAUCGGAAAUUUUUUUCUCCGAGACACCAGAUUUCCAUUGAUUGACGUAAAUAACACAUUGUUAGUUACGAUCAAUGAUUGACAACGAUAAUUGCAAUCCAUAUCUUUAUUCAAAUAUGAUGAAGAGGAUAAGAUUGAUCACAUAAUAUUGUAACGUCAUCAUCGCACCGUUACGAACGAACGAACGAACGACAGUAAUGUUUCUACACUACGGAUAGUAGGACUCUCAACGAUACUCAGACUAAGAAGUGUUCCUCGAAACAAUAUAAAAUGCUACGCACGGUAAUUCUGAUUGCUGUCUUGGUCGCAGUGAAAGGAGAUGAAUGUGUUCCACGUUCAUUCGGAGAAGAUUCUGUAGUGUGCGUCUGUAAUUCGACGUAUUGCGAUACAAUAAGCGAACCGAAGAUACAGCAGAAUCAGGUUUUAUGGUACACAUCCACUCAAGAUGGCAAGAGAAUGCAGUCUUCCGUCAUUAACUUCGCUACCAUAAAUGAGACCGAAAACGAUCUGGUUCUCACAGUGGACAGUAGUCAGAAGUAUCAAACGAUACAAGGAUUUGGCGGGGCAAUGACUGACGCCGCCGCACUCAACAUUAGAAGUCUCAGUAAUGAGACUCAACAAAUAUUACUUCAGUCGUAUUUCGGUUCCACCGGUAUCGGAUACACGUUUGCUCGUAUACCUAUCGCAGGUACCGAUUUCUCAACGAGGCCGUAUACAUACGACGACGUACCCGGUGAUAUUACAUUAAGUCAAUUCAAACUUGUGGAGGAAGAUGACUACAAAAUAGAAUAUCUACAUAAUAUUAAGAAUAUUAUGCCUAAUCCAGACAGACUCAAGAUAUUCACGACUGCGUGGACCGCCCCUGCGUGGAUGAAAUACUCAAGCAGUAUAACAUGGGGUGAGGAACCAUUCGGUAGUCUAAGGCGUGAAUAUUAUCAACUUUACGCUGAUUAUAUUAAAAAGUUCUUUGACGCCUACAAAAAGCGUGGUAUAGACAUAUGGGCUAUGACGCCGGGAAAUGAACCUUUAGACGGAUUUAUCCCAGUUUUCCCUUUCAAUGCCAUGGCUUGGACUCCUGAAGCGUCGGCAAUUUGGGCUACAGAAUUUUUAGCCCCGACAUUGUCUAAUGCCGGAUAUGAUCUCGUCUACAUGGCGAUGGACGAUCAACGUUUCGAAAUUCCGUGGUAUACCGAUAUCAUGUUCAAAAAUCCUAGAGCUAAGGAAUUGUUCUCCGGCACUGCGGUUCAUUGGUACUCUGAUAAACUAUUUUCACCGCUUAGACUGUCACAACUACAUGAUAAGUAUCCAGACAAGUUUAUAUUGAUGAGCGAAGCCUGCACCGGUAGCAGUAUUUUCGACUUCAGAAAGGUAAUAUUGGGAUCAUGGAAACGAGGACAAGAUUAUGCCUUAGAUAUAAUCGAGAACUUAUCGCAUUGGGUAGUUGGAUGGAUAGAUUGGAAUUUGGCGCUGAAUGAGAAAGGGGCACCAAAUUGGGCAAAAAAUUUUGUCGAUUCACCAAUCAUCGUAAUGCCGGAAAGCGACGAGUUCUACAAGCAGCCUAUGUUUUACGCAAUUUCUCACUUUAGCAAAUUUGUGCCACGCAAUUCUUACAGAAUCUUAUCGACGGGUCUUGAAGACUGUGGAAAUAUUAAAGCAGUAGCUUUCUUGACGCCCGAACAACAGAUUGUCGUUGUGGCUGUUAACAAAGCUUCUUCUCCUGUUGGUGUAACCAUGAAAGAUAAGAACACAAACAGCACAAUAAAUUUACAUUUACCUGCCAAUUCUUUCAAUACAUUGUUGUAUUUGGCGCAGCAAUAAAUCAGAAACAUGUAUACAAUAAUUUAGAUAAGAGUUAGGCCAAUAAAACGAGCAUAAAUUAUUUGGGUGAAUAAAUAAUUUACUAAUAAUUCAAAAUAAUAAUUGAAAGAUUCGAUGGGACGUUUUGACUUACUUAGCCAUUAUCAGCCAUCAUAACAAUUUAUAGGAUAAAUUUAAAUUGACAUUA